AAUCUAAUUUAAAUUUGUACUUGCAACUUGAAACACACUUUAAAAUGUGCACCUUGAUGGUUUUAUUUACAAUAUGAUGAGUGAAAUGUGCUCUGUUUUGGUAUGAUAUACUUUACAUUGUAUUAUACUAUUAGAUGGAUAAUUGCAGCCCCUCUCCCUUCUCUCACAGCACGAAAGGCGUUGUAAAGGUCGAUGGCACAAAAGAUAGUCUUGUGGAAUAAUCUUCUUUGGCAAGCACCCUGCCGCCCCACCACAUGAUGCCUUCCUUGGCCAAUACCUACGUCACCCAUAUCAGAAGCCACUGGUCUUUUACAGGCUCCAGGGCUUCUAUCCAGACACCCAUCUUCUCAAAUAUUCACUGGCACUGUGAAAGCAUCUCCCCCUAGGCCCUGACAGCGAAGAGUCCAUCUACGGUGCUGGACCUGCUGGACUUGACCUAUCAGUCACUGGGACUGAUGGAUGGCCCCGUGGACAGGAAGACCCUGUAUGCCUUGAUUGUCUGAUGAAGCCACAACCAAUGAUGACAACCAACCUGGAUAUCAAAUCUAAAGGAACUAGACACAAAAGCUACAAACACGAGGGACUAAAUCAGACUGAACCACUGCCUUUAUUUAUCUGCAGUGAAGGCACCACAUUGGACCCAGAUGUGGACUGUAUUUCUGGAUCAUCAAAGGCUUCAGGAGUCGCGAUGACAACCGUUGGCUUGUGAGGACUUCCGGUGAACCGGUGAACUUCCUCUGUGCCGUGCCACGUCUGAGCUCCAUCCCAGGUCUACUUCCUCUGGAGUUGAAUAAUCAACGAGAAAAGCGGCAGCAGCGGAGGGAUACAGCUGGAUAACUUAACGAUUUGCCAUGCUGCCAAGACUUCCUGUGUGUCUCCUCAUUUCUUUACCAGUGCUCCUUGUACAGGGCAGUUCUUCCAUCAAAGGUUCUGCUCCAGCCAGUCCUCCUCCUACUCCUUCCCCUUUUGGUGACCCCACCUGGGCUCUGGGCCUUAAGUUGUACCAGUCCCUUCGCUCUGACGUGAGCUCAGUCAACACACUGUUUUCACCUCUACUUGUGGCCUCCUCUCUAGGAGCACUGGGAACAGGUGCUUCAGGCACCACUGCCAGCGAGUUCCAGGAUCUCUUGGGGGUUUCUUCUUUUGCUAAACAUAGUUCCCAGACCAGAGAACUCUUGUCCAGUGCAUUAAACAGUUUUGUAGUCUCAAAUUUGACCAGCUUUCACCUGCACACAUCCUCAGCUGUGUUUUCUAAGCUGGUCCCUGCGGUCAGCCCGGCGUUUGUGAAGGACAGCAAGGCCAAGUUCAGACUGCAGCAUCAACCGCUUGGGAAAGGGGAUUCCAAGGCUGACCUGGAGCUGCUUCAAGGCUGGGUUAAAGAGGGACUUGAUGGGCUGGAAGGAGCUCCUUUGGAGGGAGAAAUCAAGGCCGGAGCUGGAGCUCUGAUACUAGUGAAUGCCGUGCAUUUUAAAGGCCUGUGGGAGAGAGAAUUCAGUGACGACAGCAAAGACAGUCGAAUCUUCCUGGGGAAGAAAUACACCAAAGUAAUGAUGAUGCACAGAGCAGGUUUUUACCGUCUUUAUGAAGACGUUGCAAACAUGGUGCAAGUUCUGGAGGUACCACUGUGGGGAGGUAAGGCCAGCUUGGUCCUCCUGUUGCCCUUCCAUGUGGAGGAUCUGGCUCGGCUGGACAAACUGCUGACUCUGGAGCUGCUGUCCAAGUGGCUGGAGAACGCUAACAGCACCAGUGUGGCCGUGUCGCUGCCCAAAGCGAACAUCACCAGCACAGUCAGCCUGCAGAAACAUCUGCUUGCCCUGGGCUUGACCGAUGCCUGGGAUCCAAAGGUGGCUGAUUUUUCCGGUGUCUCAGCCGGGGGUAAAGGUGUACUUCAUCUGGGAAACGUUCUACACUGGGCAUCCAUGGAGCUGGCAGCACACUCUGGGAAAGAAGAGGCAGAUCUUGAGGAGGAGAACAUUGAAAAGCCCAGACUGUUCUAUGCUGACCACCCGUUCAUCAUCUUAGUCAAAGACAACGUCACAGGAGCUCUGCUGUUGAUGGGAGCCCUGGACCAUGUAGAAGGAGAGCCGCUCCAUGAUGAGCUCUAGUCAGCCUCCAGUUGUUGUCUACCGAUUUUUCUACCUCUAUAAUCUGCUGUCCUGCAUGUGUAAGCACAGGUUUCUACACACACACACACACACACACACAUAAAUGCUGUUAUUAGUUGUUCUCUUCCUGCCGUAUAAACAUAUUUUUGUGACAUUUAGAAUAUAUAAUGACAUGAUGUUUUUGAGUUGCUUCAGGGAGAUGUAGUGCUAAUGCUAUGUAUUAGAGCAGCGGUUCUCAAACUCUGGUACGCGUACCACCAGUGGUAUGUUAGUGCUCUCUAGUGGUACGUGGGGAAAAUUCAUAUAUAUAUUCUAUAUUCUAAUGUUGGUCAUCAUGGUGGUACUCAGAGAGCUCCAUGUUUUCUCAGGUGGUACAGAGUCGAAAAAGUUGGAGAACCACUGUGUUAGAGCAACGAUAGGUGCAAUGACGUUUAAAAUAUCAUAUAUUCAGCACGUCUCAUUGUGCCCAUGCCCAUGCGUUAAAAUAAAUUUAAAAUUCUAAUCUGGUUAAUUAGUCUUAUGUAUAAUACAUAUUGUUGCAAAGACCAGGGGGUAUUGCUUUUUAUUUUCAAAAAGCAAUUUCUCUUUUAUUAGGAAAUAUAUGGCUUGACUUUUUUAUUGACAUGCAGGUUCAAACUUCCUGCAUUAUACACAAUUUAAAACUCAAACAUUCCAGUAUGUAGGCCUCUUUUGGGUUUUUGUAAAGUCAGGAUAUAAACGACUGCGUUUUGUCAUGAAAUACAUCCUGACUGACUUACACCGACUGUGACACUUUCCCAGAGCAACACUGACCAAGAGGUCAGCUGUGACGACGCUUGGCUGUUGCAGCAAAAGCACCGACUUUGAGGAACUUGCUUCUGUUUCUGUCUUCGCACUCGUGUUUAAACAGACACAUGGACACACACAGCCAUGACAUAAUAACAAACAAGUACACUGACAAACACUAACACGCUGACAUCAGCACAGAACUUUCACCACUAAUAACUCUCAGUGACACCAGAGCAGGUAAGGGAGUAUGUGUGUGUGUGAGAGUGUGUAUUUCUGCAAAGACCAACACAUUAGUGAUGCCCACACAGUUCCCCGCAGCCAAGACGAGAGUCUCCUGAGCUGGAGGUGUAGAAUACUGAUGGAUCAGCCAAGUGCUUAUCGAUGAGCCAGCUUAAUGCUAAUGGCUAUAAUGAGUUACAACGCGUGUCAACAACACAGAGGACGGGGAACCUUUUAAUCUCCUAAUACCAUCAGAGAUCAAUGUUACCUUCAUGUUGUCGGAAAUAAACAAGACCGACGCGGUGUGACAUUAACGUGA
Cynoglossus semilaevis (tongue sole) is the source of this 3411-nucleotide messenger RNA. RefSeq names its product serine (or cysteine) peptidase inhibitor, clade H, member 2 (gene serpinh2). Gene Ontology annotation, cellular component: endoplasmic reticulum. Gene Ontology annotation, molecular function: serine-type endopeptidase inhibitor activity. The record is from RefSeq and is a predicted model, not a curated record. Bases 852 to 2105 code for a protein of 417 amino acids. NCBI's taxonomy places the organism in Eukaryota, Metazoa, Chordata, Actinopteri, Pleuronectiformes, Cynoglossidae. The transcript has 9 exons. Gene Ontology annotation, biological process: collagen fibril organization; negative regulation of endopeptidase activity.